AAAACCCAACAAGCUUUGAUCUUCAACCCACAAAUCUCAUCCAUUUUUUCACUCUUCUCCAUUCACAUGAACCAAAUAUUCCAUUCUUCCUACAACCCUUCAUCAACAUAUUAAAAAAAAAAAAACAAAACCAAGUAUUUUACCAAAAUCAAUGAAUAAUAACAUGGUAAAAUCAUCAUCAUCAUCAUCAUCAUCAUCUUUACUAUCUCCAUCAAUUUCACCUCCAACAAUUCACCAAAAACUUCAAUUUCUACUAAAAAACCAACAAAAUUGGUGGAAUUAUGCCAUAUUUUGGAAAACUUGUUCUAAUAAUCUUGAUAAUAGUUGCCCUAUAAUCUUAGGUUGGGGUGAGGGCCAUUUUCAAGGCAUCAAGCCCAAAAAGAAGCCCAACUUUGGUAUUGUUCAAGAUCAAUUAGAUGAGUUUGAUCAUGGUGGGUCCUCCAUGAAUGAGGUUGUUACUGAUGUUGAGUGGUUUUAUAUGACGUCACCUUCCCGAUCUUACCCUGUAAAGCAGAGGACUAGUGCCAAUGGUGGAAUAGGUGCUCUAGCUAAGGCUUUUACAACGGGCUCACUGGUUUGGUUGAGUGGGGACCACUCAGUCCGAUCUUAUAAUUGCGAACGGGUCAAGGAUGCCCAGUCUCAUGGGCUUCUUACCUUUGUGUGUAUUCCUGUCCCUAAUGGGGUUCUUGAGUUUGGCUCAAUUGACUUGAUUCAAGAAAAUUGGGCCUUAAUUGAACAAGCCCAUUCCCAAUUUGGACCUAUGUAUAACCUUGAAUUGGGCCCCACAAAUCUUGAUGUUACAUGGAGUACUACUACUACUAGUGGUGAUGCCUUUGGUGACUCAUGUCUAGUGGGUGCUACCAACCUAGUUCAAGACUCGAGCAAACCGACGGGCCGACAAAGGAUUGUAAAGAAAAGAGGAAGAAAACUUAGCUCGGCCCCUGAAGGCCAAGCUAUCGUUAUAGACCAUGUGGAAGCAGAACGACAAAGAAGAGAAAAGAUGAAUAGUCGAUUCUAUGCACUUCGAUCAGUUGUACCAACUGUAACUAAAAUGGAUAAAGCUUCCUUGUUAAGCGAUGCAGUUGCUUAUAUAAAUGACUUAAAUGAAAAGAUUAAUAGACUCGAGUCGCAAAUCCAAAAGUCGAUGCAAGCAUCAACUAGUGAAAAUGAUAAUGCCCUUUUUAUGAGUAAGCAAUAUAGUCUGUUCGAGAUUAAUGAUGUUGUUAAUUAUCGUAAAAUUCCAUUAGAGGUUGAUGUUAACGUAUUAGGGAAUGAAGCCAUGAUUAGGGUUCAAUGUGAGAACAUAAAUUAUCCAUCGGCAAGAUUAAUGGAUGUGCUUAAGCAACUUAAAUUACAAGUUCAUCAUGUUAGUGUUUCAACAAUUGAAGAUAUGAUGAUUCUAGAUGCUGUCAUUGUCAAAGUUCCAGGGGAGUUGAUGAAUGAUGUUUCAAUGAAAGUUGCUAUUGUAACAAGGUUAGAGCAAUAGAUUUCUUUAAAAUGUAUGUAAUCGGUGGUGGAUCAAAUUAUAUUUGUGAAAAUUGUUGAAUAUAUCAAGUAAAAA
Amaranthus tricolor (Joseph's coat) is the source of this 1561-nucleotide messenger RNA. Its product is annotated as transcription factor MYC4-like. The transcript has 2 exons. Gene Ontology annotation, cellular component: nucleus. The record is from RefSeq and is a predicted model, not a curated record. NCBI's taxonomy places the organism in Eukaryota, Viridiplantae, Streptophyta, Magnoliopsida, Caryophyllales, Amaranthaceae. Gene Ontology annotation, molecular function: DNA-binding transcription factor activity; transcription cis-regulatory region binding; protein dimerization activity. Bases 152 to 1486 code for a protein of 444 amino acids. Gene Ontology annotation, biological process: regulation of DNA-templated transcription.